This is a messenger RNA of Striga hermonthica, 264 nucleotides long. NCBI's taxonomy places the organism in Eukaryota, Viridiplantae, Streptophyta, Magnoliopsida, Lamiales, Orobanchaceae. The record is from the annotation of a GenBank genome assembly.
AUGGAUGGGCAUGAUGCAGAGAAUGCUAAACAAAGUACUGCUGACAUGACUGCAUUUGUUCAAAAUCUUCUUCAGCAAAUGCAAUCGAGGUUCCAAACAAUCUUGAAAUUUCUUAACUGCAUUGUACUCGAUGAGAUGGGUAACCGGAUCGAUGAGCUGGAACAGAGCAUCAAUGAUCUUAGAGCUGAGAUGGGUCAAGAAGGCUCACCAUCUCCUUCAGCUCCAUUGAAGUCUAAAGAAGAGCCUAAGUCAGCCGAUGAUUGA